Messenger RNA from Tupaia belangeri chinensis (Chinese tree shrew), 2667 nucleotides. It is a transcript of the gene ANKRD46, whose product is annotated as ankyrin repeat domain 46. Gene Ontology annotation, molecular function: protein binding. The transcript is spliced from 5 exons. NCBI's taxonomy places the organism in Eukaryota, Metazoa, Chordata, Mammalia, Scandentia, Tupaiidae. The coding region runs from base 173 to 859 and encodes 228 amino acids. The record is from RefSeq and is a predicted model, not a curated record.
CGGAAGGUGUUACCGCUGUCGCCGCCGCUCGUGCGAGUCCCAGGUCCUUGUCAGCACAUUUCUGAAUAUUUUUGCUGAACCCUCUGCAGAAUUCAGAGAAACUGCUCAGUGACCACUGAACGGAAGAUCUAAUCUUAAGACUUACGCAUAUUCCAGCCACCACAUCAGAACAAUGUCCUAUGUUUUUGUGAACGAUUCUUCUCAGACUAAUGUGCCCUUGCUACAAGCCUGUAUUGAUGGAGACUUUAACUAUUCCAAGCGGCUUUUGGAAAGUGGCUUUGACCCAAAUAUUCGGGACAGCAGGGGCAGAACAGGCCUUCACCUUGCAGCAGCUCGAGGGAAUGUAGACAUCUGCCAGUUGUUACAUAAAUUUGGUGCUGAUCUUCUGGCCACAGAUUACCAAGGAAACACAGCUCUUCACCUCUGUGGCCAUGUGGACACUAUUCAGUUCUUAGUUUCCAACGGACUCAAAAUUGAUAUUUGCAAUCAUCAAGGUGCUACCCCCUUAGUUCUGGCAAAGCGCAGGGGAGUGAAUAAAGACGUCAUCCGACUGCUGGAAUCUUUGGAAGAGCAGGAGGUAAAAGGAUUUAACAGAGGAACCCACUCAAAACUGGAGACAAUGCAGACGGCUGAGAGUGAAAGUGCCAUGGAAAGCCAUUCUCUCCUCAAUCCCAACCUACAGCAAGGAGAAGGAGUCCUUUCCAGCUUUCGAACCACGUGGCAGGAGUUUGUAGAGGAUCUGGGUUUCUGGAGGGUGUUGCUCUUGAUCUUUGUCAUUGCCUUGCUGUCACUUGGCAUUGCCUACUAUGUGAGUGGGGUACUACCCUUUGUGGAAAACCAGCCCGAACUGGUACAUUAAGGGGGCUAAUGGGAGAAGAGGCAGACGCCUGUUUCCUGCAUCUAAUAUUUGUUCUGUUUCUCAAAUUCUUAGUGCAAAGCAGUGAGGGCUUGUACAUUUUUCUUUUUGCAUUUUUUACUUACUGUAAUCCUUUUCUGUGUUCCUUUGAACUAACUGCAUACCAUAGUCAAGUAAGUACACUUCAUCCUGACGCCACCUCUGACUCAACCUGAUUCCUAGGCAAAUCUACACAGGCCUUGUCUGAUGAAAACAUGGGGAUGACUAGAGGAGAGAAGUAAAGGAAGAGCCGAGGAAGUUCUUGCUGUAGAAACCCUACCCUGAUAGAGGACCAACUGAGGUCUUCAGAAAGAAAAAGGGUUUCUUACAUGAUCAGCUUUUGUUGGUAACUUUUUGUCUUUGCUAGUUUUUGCAAAAGCCCCUUUUCUCUUUUUAUUUACUUUAUUUAGGAAGAAGGGAGAGAGUGAGACAUUUCAACUUCGAACUUGAAUUACAUUUUUCAGAUCCAAUAGAGCAAAUUAGUAUUAUUGGAAUCUAUUAAUGUUUGGUUUAUUUUGUUAUUUUGAAGUUUAAUCACAAACCAAACAGAACUUUUGAAAAUGAGCUAUAUUUUCUUCAAAAAUGAUUGACUUGAACUUAUAUUUAUUUGUUUUUAGGAUACUUUUCGGUUUUUUUGUGUGUGAACUGCUUUGCUUGUUCAUAUCUGUAAAAAGUAAACUUGAGAAGUUCAUUUUGUUCUCAUUUUCGUUUCCCCCAGUGCUUACUUCUAAGGUACCUUAUUCAUCAAGAACACAGCUAGAAAACUCUUCUACUGAAUAGUUAGCACAAAAAAAAAAUUCUGAUGUUUAACUGUCACUGUAAUUCUGUAGUACUUUUAUUAUAAUGAACAAUUCAGUUCUAUAAGCUAGCUGUGUUGUCACAGUUGUAUCAUAGUUCAUAAUUAUUUCAUGUGCAAUCCUAUUUAGAGGCCCUGUUAGACUCACCAUCCAUAUCAGAAAUUCUCUGAUGGCAAGAAUAGAUGGAGUUUUUCUGAGUUAACAGCGCCGAACAGUAUCAUCCGGGGUGUCAUAAACUCUUUAUGAAGGGUAAUAUUAUGUAAAUUCAAAUCUGGCCCCCAAACUGUAUUGCAGCUUACAGCGAUAUGUUUGAAGGCCUCUUUUGUUCAUGAUUCUAUAACAUAUAAAUCAUAUUCUUAGGUUAUUGAAAAAGGAUGAAGGCUUGAUAAUUGUCCCUUGAGUGAAGUCAGAAAAUUGUAGUAGAAGAACUAAUGGUUUAUUUUUUAAAACAAAAGCAUCUAAGCUACUGCUAAUUGAAUUGUUGUUAGAAUUAGAUAUCAUAGUUUAGAAUAGAAUUGGUAUUUCUGUGAUUCUUUAGCUUCUUGAUAUUUUUUCUUUUGUAUUUAUGUAUCUAAUACUGAGGCUUUUUUCUUUGUAUGACUUAUAUCCUCCUUUAAGAGCUGUUUUAAAAUUCCUAAUUAACUGGCUGCUUCAGAAUCAGCUUGCCGAGUCUUGCUUUUUAGGUUAGAGACAAAAAAAAAAUCAUAGUUGGUGUAAAGACAGCAAAAAGCAGCUGGCUUUAGAAUUCAGAAUACAAGAUGAGAACUCAAAUUUGAAGGACACUCAGAAUGAAAGCCUUGCAAUUAGCUUUACAGUUGUUUGUAAAUCUAAACAGAAAUGCAGAAUUGGUUGAUAUAUAUGUAAAUAUCUUGCAUUUUUUAAGAUUAAUGUUUUCUUCUAAAUGUUAAUUUCUGUAUAUUCUCUACAUUCAUCAUUGAGUAAUAACACCAAUAAAUGUAUUUAUGAAUCCCUUAA